This is a messenger RNA of Aspergillus terreus NIH2624, 765 nucleotides long. RefSeq lists its product as uncharacterized. The coding region runs from base 1 to 765 and encodes 254 amino acids. Gene Ontology annotation, molecular function: ATP binding; threonine racemase activity; serine racemase activity. The transcript is spliced from 2 exons. Gene Ontology annotation, biological process: D-serine biosynthetic process; L-serine metabolic process; pyruvate biosynthetic process. The record is from RefSeq and is a predicted model, not a curated record. NCBI's taxonomy places the organism in Eukaryota, Fungi, Ascomycota, Eurotiomycetes, Eurotiales, Aspergillaceae.
AUGACCGACCUCAAGUCCAAGGUCGAGGCCCUCACGCCCGAGGCCAUCCUCGCAGCCUACCAGCUCGUCCAGCCCUUCGUGUACAGCACCCCGCUCCUCACCAACACGACCCUAAACAAACUCGCUUCAACCCCGCAGACCCCCGAGUCGCUCAUCGGCACCCCCUACGAAGGCCAGCCCCCGGCCAAUCCCACCUUCCGCUUCUUCUUCAAAUGCGAGAACUUCCAGCGCAUCGGCGCCUUCAAGGCCCGCGGCGCGUUCCACGCCUUGCUGCGACUGAUCCUCGAGCGCGGCGAAUCCGAGGUGAAAAAGCGCGGCGUCAUCACCCAUAGUUCCGGUCCGAGCUGCCCCCGGGGAAACCACGCGCAAGCGCUCGCCCUCGCCGCCGCCACCCUCAACAUCCCCGCGUACAUCGUCAUGCCGAGCAUCAGCACGCCGUCGAAGAUCGCGGGUACGCGCUCGCACGGUGCACAGGUCAUCUUCAGCGGGUCGACGAGCACGGAGCGCGAGGCCGUCGUCGCGGAGAUCCAGGCCAAGACGGACGCGAUCCUGGUCCCGCCCUACGACGAUUUCAACGUCAUCUGCGGCCAGGGCACGACGGCGCUGGACAUGGAGAAGCAAUACCGCGCGCUGGGUGAAGGAGUCGCCGCAUUUGAGCGGGCACAGUGCCGAUGUCUGUCGCGCUGCGCCCGCGCUGGACGCCGUGAUCACCCCCCUCGGCGGCGGCGGGCUCAACGCCGGCGUGGCGACCUACUUCUCCGAUAA